ACCUCUUACGGUUUGAGGGUUAAUGGAUAGAGGUGGUGCUUGGUUUACUAGGUUAAUAGGUAAUGCAGGUUAUAGAUAGAGGAGGUACUUGGUUCAUUAAGUUUAUAGGUAAGGCCGUAUAAGGGUUUUAGAGGCAACGCCGUAUUGAACUUUUGAUGUGAUUUUAUGUUGAAAUGUGUAGUCAAAGUUUCUUUUUAGUACUCUUAAAUAUAAAACUAAAUUGAAACUAUCAUCAUUAGUUCUAUGGUUUUGGGUGGACUCAUCUCUAUAUAUAAUAAAGCAAGGUCGGCUCCUUAUAAUUCUAAUACGACUACUCUCCACAGCUAUUUGACAUCAUUAUCAUUAUUCUACCCUACACUUACUAUCCACAUCAGAAAAUAAAAAAAUAUGAAAAAAUUUAACAGAAACUAAGUAAAAGGUGAAAAACUAGACAUACCUUUGGGUAGAUAAUGGGAAAUGUGUAAGGUGUGAAAUGUGAAUAUGAAUAAUUUCAUGUGGUACUGAGUAUAUUGUUACCAAAUGUUCCUAAGAUAAGAGCAAGGACCAAGGCUUAACUCUAACGUUCAUCAUUCAUGCAAAAUGUGGCCCUUUCAAAGGUUCCUUUUGAACACACAAGAGUGUCAUCUUUGUUCCUACUAAUUUUGUCCUUUUAUAAACCGUGAGCGUUUGUGUUCUAUGAUUUAACAAGACACUGGUUUCAUGGUUGUUCUCACGUGCACGUAAUUGAAACAAUGUUAUUAGUUGUCGUGAAAGAUUUCUAAAGAGAUUAUGUACAACAAGAAAGAUAAAAGAGGAUUCUCACAUUAGUGGCACAAAACAGAACAUGAUCCAACGUUAUGGAUCUUUUAUUAUCAUCCACCCUCGACUUUGCGUUGUGAUGGAUGGUGAGUUAUAUGCUUUUGUAUGAGAAUGGGAAGAUAAAAGUGUAUAUUAAAAAGGAAUAUACUUGAAAAGUUGUUAUCGGUGAAGUCAAUAUUCAUGAUAUAACAGAUUCAAAAUCUUAUAAUGAGAAUUUUUUUUGAAGCAUGUGCAAGUAGAAUGUUCGAAUAUGAUCUUUAUUCUAAAGAUAAAAAAUGCUUCUUAAUUUUUAAAAUAAAUAUAAAAACUAAAUUUUAGUUUUAAAAUAUAUUUCGAAAUUAAGGCCUAAAUUUCACACUAAAAAUUAUAUAUAUAUACACGACACUAUUAAUUUUUAAAUUUAUAUCAUUAUUUCUUUAAAAUAUAUAGUUUUUAACAAAAUUUUGAAAUAAUUUGAAACUGUAUAUUGCUUUUAAUCUGCUUUCUGGUUUCAUGAAAAGCUUCAUUUCAUUACUAGAGACCCUAAUCGUAACGUUACAGAGUCAAGGGCCGAUGUACCUGAUAUCCCAGGUUCUUCUUCAUCAUUGUCUAGCUCCAAGUCUGUUUCGGCUUCACGCUCUAAAGCAAAGGGCAAUGCACCUAGCUAACAAGUCAGACACUGUUAUCUGGAAAUUCAUUGCAAGCAAGGACUUAGGUGCUGCUGAACUUGUUAGCUGCCAAGUGAGAAAUUUAUGAUAUAUGUUCUUCCCAAAAUUUGAAGAUUCUUGAAGGUUGUAUGGAUAUAAAAUGAGCUCAAAACAAACAGUUUAGAAGACAAAAAUAACAUGAGUUUACUGGUUACGAAAACAACUUUUUUGUCUAUGUUCUUUUUUUCUCAACUAGAUUUUUCAUUCUCUGAGUUAAAAGAUUAUGGGUUUCUGUACAGUACAGAGAAGAAGUCAUCACUUUGAGAACGCCAUAUCUUGCAUACAGAACAUUUAUAUUAACCGAUCUAUAACUUGAGACCACUGUUAGAACUUGGACUCAUUCAACGUCCUUGGAACAUAUAUACACAGUAACAUAUGUGCACUAGUGUUCACUAAGAGUUGCUGAUGAUGGACUGUUUAAGAGCAUUGCUUUUUAGAUGCCCUAGAGUUCUUAAGAGUCAUCAUCAGUUUUGUAGUGACCAAAGUCAUUACCAGUAUGAUUAAUCACGUAAUGUUAUCUCCCAUCUCUUUAAUUCUCUUUAAAAGGCUGGAUUCUGCCUUCUUCUUUGUUUCAUCCUCAUCAACGGAAUCUUGUACUCUUCAAGCUUAACUGACAUUUCAUCAUUUCUAUCAGCAAGAGCUCUGCUUCUAGCCAUGGAAGACUCUAGCUCAGACUUCAAGACUAUAAUCAAUAAUAGAUUGUUUUCUUCCGUAUACCCCUUGUCGUUGACUCGACAAUGGUUGACGGAAGUUUCCACAUCAGUGUGCUUCUUUUGAAACUCAAAAAUCAAGAUAGUUCCUAGAGCAGCAGCUAAGUUGUUCUGCAAGGUCAUUGAUAUAGGUUACAGACUGUUUUUUUUGUUUUUGUUUGUAAAAAACAUGCUGAACAUGAGCAUUACUAACAUACUCCAAACUUUGAAAAGACUGUUCAGAUUCCAGUUCAGCUACCAUCUUCUCCGACAGAAAAUGCUUUUCAUCUAACUCGGACGCAAGUUCUUCUAUUCUGCUGUCUAAUUUAUUUCUCUCAGCAUUCAAUUCUGAUUUUACAGAGUCCAGAUAUACCGAGCACCUACAUUACGAGAGCAUUUGAGUGCAGUCAGUACCUCAAAAUGUUCCUUGUGGUGCCCUUCAGCAUAAGUCUCCCACUCACUUCUUGUGAAAACUAUAGAUUUGCUUUAACAUCUUAAAUGUUAUAUGAAAAGCCCAAAAAGACAUAUAAGCGGUAAUGUUUACAAAUCCUUAAUUUUAACACUUUAAAAAGAUUUGUUUUUCUGUUAAAUGACAAACAGCAGUUUGCUAGUAUAAAGCUUUCUAAAUGUCUAUUGCUUGCUUUUAUAUUGUUUGUAGUAUGUAUAUGGAACCAAAACACUAAAUAAAUCAAUUCUUUAAAUCUAGGAAUCAAAAGAACAAACGCAUUAUCGUUAUUCUAUUUCCUGAUUUUCUUACGUACUUAAAGUAUAAAGUCUUGUGCAAUUGCGAUCGAUUUAUUUACUAUAUAAUGGGACUUUCUUCCAUAAUAUCUGAUAAUGUUUAUUAGUAAUUUAUUGAUACCGACCCACUCACACUCAGGUUGCUAAUGGGCAGUGACUAAUACAAAUAUAAAUAGAAUAAAUAAAAGGGAUUUGAUAAUUAUGGUAUUUAGAUGCUUUGUUUCUUACGGAUGCAAAUGCAAAGGAUUUGGUUGCUAAACCUGUUCAAGUGGCCGAGUAAUCAUUACCCAAAUAUCUGUACUGUUCUUUCUUGUUAAAAAAACUACAAGUUGUAGAUUGUAUAGGUCAAAAAGACUCUUUAUUGGUGGUAAUGGUUUUACAAAAGAUAAUGAUCGUUCUCAAGUAGAGUUUGAAUUCAAAUUCGACAAAUAGUAUGCUAAAUAUAAGUCAUAGAUAACGUCUUGUUUAUUACUGAGUCGUGUUAGGAAAAGUACUAAUUACCUAACUAAUUAAAACUCUAGUGCGCAGUAUUCCUCGGUGUAUUAUGUCACUUUUGUAUGGACUACGAACAAUGUCCAUGAGACGGACUAUGUUCAUUGCUUCGACAGUUGUGCCAGGUGUGUUUUAGAAUAAUCCGAUGCUUAAUACUUCGUCUGUGUGACUUAUAUUAUAUACACCUCUCUAGAUAAGAAUAAAUAUGCAACUUUUUGUUUUUUUUAUAGUACAUAUACAAUUUAUGCAUUAUAUAUAGUACAAAGUGGAUGUAAUCAUAUCCGGAUCUAACGUGGAUUUGCAUCAAAUUCGUAUUUUCUUUUGUUUAUCGUAUGACCACCGAUUUAAGUUUUUAUUUUAAUGAAAUAUUUUUGUAUAUAUGAUGUCGGACAAAUUUUACUAUUAAAAUGCAAUUAAACAAACAAACAAAAAAAUCAGCUUACAAAAAAACAAAAACAUUUGCUCAGUCAGCAUGACUAUCUAUAUGUAAACAUGAUUUUUGUAUAGCUUAAUGAUCAGAGAUUCAUAUGAUCGUCGCAAAAAAGUUCUGAAACGGGUCAUCACAAAUUAGUUACCAUCUAUUUAUGGAAAAUCGAUUGUCUAGCUCUCAGUCGUGAUAGUUCACUGGUAUAUCGAUUAGUCUUAUAUAUAGUUUCAGUUAAACUUUCAAUCUAAAUUAGCGAUCAAUAAUACAUGUGUUUAAUGGUUAUUUUGACAGAUUUUGACCGAUCAACAAAUACGUUGCAACAUAUUUUGCCUUAACUAAUAGAAGUAAAACUGUAUUUGUCUAUCUGCUCGGGAUAGAGGAAUGACACUGGAGAGUGGAAACACACUACUAGAAAUGAACACAACAAUAACAUUGAUGUAGUAGAUUCGCCACUAUAUACGUAUGCAUAACAAGUGGGAAACAUAGGCAAUAUUAUUUUCAAAAACGGACCCACAGAUUUAUCUAUAUAUUCAUCCCAACCCCUCCCCCCUCAAAAUACCAAACAACAUCUUCACCAAAAUAUUUUAUUUUUUAUCAUCUCUUUUCAUAUUUUAACAUAUUUUCUCCAAGAGAAGAUCUAUAGAAUUUUUUCUGUGAUUUUUCUAGAUUAACUGAACAUGUCGCUAGACGGACUAGGAGGGAUGGCUAUGGCGGAGGCUUACACGGCGAGGAAGUUUCAUAGAGAGAACAUGAAGGCUUUAACGGCAAGCACAGCCACAACCGUCGGUGGUGGAACUGAAGACAACGGUGGAGGAUAUAGCCUGUGGUUCUUCGGAAAGCGGAGCACCAAGAAAAACUCGGCUAAAGUUUGUGAUCUUAUAACUAUAGAAUAAAUCGAUGGUCACAUCCAAAAAUAAUCUAAGGAAUAAAAAACAUCAUAUAUCUUUUAUGUUGCGUUAUUUCUGCUUUAUGUUUGAUGAUGUCUAUUGUGAUUUUAUUUAUGAAAUUUUAGAUGAGAUUUUGUAAAGCGAUGACAUUUUCUUAGAAUUAAUUCUAUAGUUCAUGUGAUAA
Brassica rapa (field mustard) is the source of this 4904-nucleotide messenger RNA. RefSeq lists its product as uncharacterized. The record is from RefSeq and is a predicted model, not a curated record. NCBI's taxonomy places the organism in Eukaryota, Viridiplantae, Streptophyta, Magnoliopsida, Brassicales, Brassicaceae.